Messenger RNA from Cylindrotheca closterium, 606 nucleotides. NCBI's taxonomy places the organism in Eukaryota, Bacillariophyta, Bacillariophyceae, Bacillariales, Bacillariaceae. The record is from the annotation of a GenBank genome assembly.
AUGAAAAAGUACUUUGUUGAAAAAUCUUACAAGUUCGCCCUCGGGGCUUGUGUGAGAGAUGUAACUAAUGGACUUGCCGGCGGCGAACCUGGAUCCUGCCAGGCAAUGAUGGAGGUAGCAACAGAGAUUGCAAACCAAGCAUCGGCGCCCAGCACCGACUCUGAUACGAAUGAUGACGACGCUUUCAUACAAGUACGAUCUCAAGCAAAUUACAAGUCCCACAAAGAUGAAGCAACCGCAAUGAGGAGACUUGAAGAAUCCGAAUUCAUGUCUGGUCUAGUCGUUGACGAUCAUCUUUAUUUGGUUAUUAAGACAGGGGGUAUGAAUACUUAUUUCGAGUUUCAUUUGGAGGUCUGCGGAGCACAGUACUUUUCUUACACGACCGUGGCAUCCAGUGGUUUGGAAUCGUCUCGAUUCAAAUCAUGCUCAGAGCACUUUUUGCUCCUUCCAUUGCUGAAUAAUGACGGAAGCGUUCCCAAAGGUAAAGGGAGGGAUGGUGAACGCAAUUUCUUCUAUGUGAUAACGUCCGGGUGGCGAGAGAUUUCAAGAUCUGAUAGAGCCGGAUUUGUGCUGCGAUUACCAACUAUUCCGGGAGCAACCUACUAA